Drosophila sulfurigaster albostrigata is the source of this 465-nucleotide messenger RNA. Its product is annotated as dynein light chain 1, cytoplasmic-like. Gene Ontology annotation, biological process: cilium assembly; microtubule-based process. The transcript is spliced from 2 exons. Gene Ontology annotation, molecular function: dynein light intermediate chain binding; dynein intermediate chain binding. NCBI's taxonomy places the organism in Eukaryota, Metazoa, Arthropoda, Insecta, Diptera, Drosophilidae. The record is from RefSeq and is a predicted model, not a curated record. Bases 152 to 421 code for a protein of 89 amino acids. Gene Ontology annotation, cellular component: cytoplasmic dynein complex.
UCCUGCAACACGUGUUCUCUGGUCACAUGUGAUUUUGUCCGAAAAUUGAUAAUUUCUGACAGCUAAAUCAUCCGGAAAUUGUCAUAAUAUUGAAUUUUUAAAAUAUUUUUUUUGGCGUCUAUCCAUACGUUAGAGUAAGCACAAAGACAAGAUGUCGGACCGUAAGGUAGUUAUCAAGGAUGCAGACAUGAGCGAGGAGAUGCAACAGGAUUGCGUGGAUUGUGCCACACAGGCGCUGGAGAAGUACAAUAUUGAGAGGGACAUUGCGGCCUACAUCAAAAAAGAGUUUGACAAGAAGUACAAUCCAACCUGGCAUUGCAUUGUCGGCCGCAAGUUUGGCUCCUAUGUGAGCCAUGACACACGUCAUUUUAUUAACUUCUACUUGGGAAAGCGGGUUGUGUUGCUCUUCAAGAGCGGUUAACGAAGGGAAAAAGAGUAUAAUCAAAAAAAUGUGUCACAUAUGCA